AUGGCCAAGGGUAACGCAAUCACCAUUGCCUCCUCGGCUUUCCUCGCCGUGGGAGGGUUCUUGUUCGGAUAUGACAGUGGUAUCAUCUCAUCUACUAUUGCUAUGCCACAUUUUCUCGAAUACUUUGGCCAUCCCAGCGAUGUGGUUACCGGCGGAGUGGUUUCAAGCUUUCAAGGUGGUGCUGUCCUAGGAACUAUCAUUAACAUGGUCUUUGCCAACAUGAUUGGUCGCAAGAGAACCAUCUUUGCCGGUUCCGUCGUCUCGCUCUUGGGCUCUACCUUGCAGUGCGCUUCAAAUUCGAUGGCCAUGCUUAUUGUUGGCCGCUUUAUCGGCGGCGUGGCCGUGGGCAUGCUUACGAGCACCAUUCCCCUAUAUGCAUCCGAGUUAUCCAUGCCGCAGUGGCGAGGAGCCCUCUCGGGACUCUUGCAAUGGUUUCUUAGCUGGGGCUUCUUGUUUGCUCAGUGGAUAGGCUACGGUUGCGAGUUUUCUGACUCGGACUUUUCUUGGCGGUUCGCUCUUGGUUUCCAGUGUAUCCCUGCCAUUAUUCUGAUAUGUGGUGUUUGGUUCCUACAAGAGUCGCCUCGUUGGUUGAUGGAGAAAGACAGACACGAAGAGGCAAAAGGGGUACUGAACAAACUCAGAAACGGUCAAAACAACUCCCGUAUCGAGCUCGAAUUCAUCGAAAUCCGAGACGUUAUUGCUGCCGAUCGCGAGAUUGCUCAAGUGUCCACCAUGUCUAUCUUGACCAAACCAUCCUGGAGAAGACGCCUUCUUUUGGGAUGUGGUGUGCAAGCAUUUGGACCUCUUUCCGGUAUCAACGUUAUCAAUUACUACGGACCUAGGAUUUAUUCCAUGCUAGGCAUCAACACGCGGACUGCUCUCAUGAUUACAGGCAUUAGCGGUGCGCUCUCUAUCGUCUAUUGUACGAUUGGGCUGUGGCUGUUGGAGAAGGUCGGACGAGUCAAGCCUUUAAUCGUUUCGGCUGGACUUCUCGGCGCCUCCCUUCUCGUCAAUGCUGUUCAAGCUCAGUACCUCAACCCGGACAAUUACAAUCAACUUAGAUCAAUGGUUGCAAUGUACUUUGUCUUCAGCUUCGCUUAUACACCUCUGGGCAUUAUAUCCUGGGUAUACCCAGCCGAAAUCUUCCCAGUCGAGGUACGAGCUCUAGGCAAUGCCAUUACAACCUUUACGAACUGGGUGAUCAAUCUGGUCUUUGCCCAGUUCACGCCCACCGCCCUCAGCCAGAUUGGUUACGCCUAUUUCUACGUGUUUUUCGUUUUCAACAUCAUCGCCAUGUUGUGCUAUUGGUUCUUUUACCCAGAGACAAAGGGUCGUACUCUCGAGCAAAUGGACGUUUUGUUCGGUGAUCAGCUUGUCCCACAUGCUCUCGAAGAUCCCGAAGGUGCCACUGCGGUUCAUAAGGAUAUCGAAGCAGUCACACAUGUGGAGAAGAGUUAA
Messenger RNA from Pestalotiopsis fici W106-1, 1458 nucleotides. RefSeq lists its product as uncharacterized. Bases 1 to 1458 code for a protein of 485 amino acids. NCBI's taxonomy places the organism in Eukaryota, Fungi, Ascomycota, Sordariomycetes, Amphisphaeriales, Sporocadaceae. The transcript has 4 exons. The record is from RefSeq and is a predicted model, not a curated record. Gene Ontology annotation, molecular function: carbohydrate:proton symporter activity. Gene Ontology annotation, cellular component: membrane. Gene Ontology annotation, biological process: carbohydrate transport; transmembrane transport.